Messenger RNA from Apodemus sylvaticus (European woodmouse), 687 nucleotides. Its product is annotated as prolactin-2B1-like. The record is from RefSeq and is a predicted model, not a curated record. The transcript is spliced from 5 exons. Gene Ontology annotation, biological process: positive regulation of lactation; mammary gland development; female pregnancy. Gene Ontology annotation, molecular function: prolactin receptor binding; hormone activity. Gene Ontology annotation, cellular component: extracellular region. Lineage: Eukaryota; Metazoa; Chordata; Mammalia; Rodentia; Muridae. The coding region runs from base 1 to 687 and encodes 228 amino acids.
AUGCUACUGUCUUUGACUCAAAUAUUUUCCUCAAGGGCAUCAUUGCUCCUAUUCCUGGUGUCCAGCCUGCUUUUGUGGAAGAAUGUAGCCUCUACAUCCACUUGUGCUGAGAAGGAUGCCACCAUCCAGGACUCCUUGGAGAAACUUCUUACACUGACAACAUUUAUGUCUCACUUUGUCAGUACUGAAACUGCAAAACUCUUUGCUGAAUUUAAUAAUCAGUAUGCACAGGGCAAGAGAUACAAUGACAGAAUUCCUGGGACUUGUCACACUGCUUUGUUUGAUACUCCAGUAAACAAGGAGGAAUCUCUAGGAAAGAGUCCAGAAGCACUACUGACAUUGGUACACAAUCUACUGAAUUCCUGGACCAACGCCCUGAAUGAUCUUGUGAAUGAAAUGUCUACAAUGCAAGGAGACCCUUCUCCUCUUAUCUCCAAAGCCAGAGGGAUUCAGGCAAAAUUUGAUGAACUCACGACGGGUAUUAAUACUAUUCUCAGCAUGAUUGGAGAGAGUGAUGGUGAAACCUACCUUGCCUGGUCUGGACUGCCAUCCUUACAGUCAAGCAACGAAGAUGUUCGCUGUUUUUCUUUUUAUACCCUGAUCCGCUGCCUGCUCAGAGAUUCUCGAAAAGUAAAUACUUAUCUUGAGGUCAUCAAAUACAAAAUGGUGGAUCAAAACAUCUGCUAA